Molecule: messenger RNA, 8419 nt
Organism: Sceloporus undulatus (fence lizard)
Lineage: Eukaryota; Metazoa; Chordata; Lepidosauria; Squamata; Phrynosomatidae
Gene: ZNF831
Product: zinc finger protein 831
Exons: 6
Coding region: 158-5416 (1752 amino acids)
Source: RefSeq, a predicted model, not a curated record
AUGGUUAUAAACUCUUUUGACAUCGGGUUGGGGUUUACAGAUAGGCAAGGUUCUUUCCCCUACAUUUGAGGAUGGAAGAGCUUGGCCAAAUCCGACUGUUCAAUAAUUUAUUGUGCUUCAGAUAACUACCUACAACGUAUUGGAGAACAUAAAAGAAAUGGAGGGACAGAGACUUUCUUGUCCCCCCACUUCACUAAAUGAACAAUCAGUUCAGCCUGCCUCUUGCUUUCAAGCCAUACCAGCAACACCAAAUCUGUCAAUUAGUCCAGUAAUUUUCCAGCCUGAGCAGGCACUUUCUCAAACUGUAUACUUAAAAGCUGUUACAAUACCACUUUAUCAACCCAUCCAGUCAGAAUGCCUUCAGCCAAGCCAUGAGCUACUCACAAACCAAACCAGCCUCACUUUAGACAGCAGUAAUAUACCUUUAAUUCUAAACCCGCUUUUACAUUCAGGAGGAACAGAUCAUCUUCAGACAGGUAUUCAAAAGCAAGCCGGAAUAAUAAAAGUAGUUAAUGGCUUAUCAGUUUUGCCACAAAAUUAUUCUCCAUGUCCACCACUUGGAAGCCCAGGGAAAUGCAAAAAUGCUGGGAAGUACCUCUGUAAACACUGUGGGCGUGAUUGCCUGAAGCCAAGUGUUCUUGAGAAACAUGUGCGCUCACACACAGGUGAGAGGCCUUUUCCAUGUACAACAUGUGGCAUUGCAUUUAAAACUCAGAGCAAUCUUUAUAAACACAGGAGAACUCAAACACAUGUCAACAAUGCCAGAUUGCCCUCGGAGUUAGACAGCAGUAGUCCAUUAGGAGAGAAUGAGAAGGUGACUGAGAGCACUGGAUCCCCCCAGAAAACAAAAGCAACUGAUAGAAAUUGUGGCAACACAGGAGCAGUAAUUAUACAUACUGCUUCAGACUCCACUUCUACAGUAACCAGUGAGAAAGAUCCUCUUACUACUGCAUCACAAGCAAUUAAUGGUUUAUUCCUUGUAUCUGAAAGUCAGUGGAUGGCAGUGAACAAUUCCUGUCAUGGAGGAGUAUAUCAGAGUGUCCUUGAGAAAGAAGCCAUGAAAGAUACAACACCACCACUCCAGAAAAGAAGGCUCCAGGAGCAAAGGAAUCAAGCUGUAAGUAAACACAGCCAGCUACAGAGACAGCAUGCCACGUAUUCAGAGAAGCCAUGGGACAGCAGAUCUCCAGAUUACAAGCUGAAGAAAUGUGAAAGUACUGACUCGGGUUAUCUGUCUCGCUCUGAUAGUGUGGAGCAGCAGAUGUUGUCCCCCAGCCCUCUGCAGAGUCUUUGUGAACGCAGCAUUGAGUCAGAAAGCGAUGCAGCCAUUACCAGUCUCAGGUGUACCACAGAAAAUAUGUCAAAAGUAGAUUCUGCUGAGAAAGCAACAGGAGGUUUAACAUUAGAAAAAAGGAAGUUGGAAGAGCAUAUCUCAAAGCUAAUUUCUCAUAAUAAAACUGUAGUGGAUGAUACCCAGUUGGACAAUGUUAGGCCCAGGAAAACAGUUCUAUCUAAGCAGGGCAGCAUUGAUUUGCCAAUGCCUUAUACAUACAAAAACUCUUUCCAUUUUGACAUACGUCCUCUUGACUUAAACAAGAAGAAGACUCUUUCUCAGUGCACAGCCAAGUCUAUCUUCACAGCUGUGGAAAAAUCCAAGCCAUUGUUUUUUCACUCAGUCCCCACUCAGUUCUCAACAACAAUAGAUUGUGUUCCUGUUACCAGAAGCAACUCCCUGCCUUUUAUUGAGAAUACAAGGAGAAUUCAAGACCAAGUGGAUAGUUUAAAAGUACCUUCUUUUGCCAGAAUGCCACCAGACACAAGUGCUACUUUGUUGCCUAGCAAAAAAAUUUCUGCAAGUAUGGCAGGUUUUCCUAACAGUCAGCCUCGAGCACUUGUCAGACAGGCAGCAGUAGAUGAUUUGCCACCAAGUAACAUGAGUGAAUCCUCACCCUCUUUGGAAGAGAUGAAAGGAACUAAAAAGUCUGGACUUGGAGUAGAAGGAACAAACACAAAAUAUAAGAAACCGAAUCAAAGAAAAAUGAAAAUGUUCACUCAGGAAAAAUGGCAGGUCUAUGGAAAUGAAACGUUUAAGAAAAUCUAUCAGAAAAUGAAAAGUAACCAAGCCACCAAGAAACCAAAUGAAAACAAGAUAACUGAUAUUUCAAGCUUCCAGUUUGGUACUAAGGAUAUAGCUAAUCAUAAUGGAAUUCAGAGAAAUGGCAAAAGCUUUAGAACUGGAAAUUUGGUUUCAUCCCCAGUGACCAUUUCUACAAAACUCAGUACAGAGGAGUUGGAUUCAUCCCCAGGGACCACUUCUGCAAAAAUAAAUACUGAAGAGUUGGAAGGCUGUUCCAUUUCUAGUCCCCCAUCACACACCUGUGCUUCCUCAGAGGAGAGUUUAGGCAGCUUUGCAGAAUUUAUGGCAACAUCAUACUCAGUCAGUAAUUGUGAACAAAGUGAGUUGACUAAAAUAUUUGUUGAAAAUAGGUGCAAAGAAUUGUGUGUUUCAAAACAAGACCCAGUUGGCAACAGUAAGGUCUUUCCCUUAAGUACUGGUUGUGAAUUGAGUUUCCAGCUUCAGCAGACCACAGACCAAGAGAACGGUAACUCCUUAAACAUUGGUAGCCUGCAGGAUAGUGGCUUAGAGGACACAUGUGCCCAAGGGGAGUUUGUUAAAUGUGUGCUGGGACAUGAUGAUAGUUCAGUUGCUAAAGAAGAUACCAUUGGGAAAGAAAGCUUUCAACUUGCACAGGGGGGCUUAUUGCCCAAACAGUGCAACAAUAGUGAAGCAGUUCAGGAACUUCCAAAGUUACUCUCAGAGAGAAAAAAGCUAAAGGUCGAUAAACUGAAAAGGAAAAAAAGUAUGUUAACAUCCAAUUAUGGUCCCAGUAGCUCAGUGGAGAGAACUGUGGAAUUGCUAGACCAUUGCAAACCUAUUGAUGUAGUUACUUCAGAAUCAAUAAGACACUCAGUUAAAGAAGAAAAGCAGGAAUCAUUGGUAGGAUUUAAUACAUCAGAUAGUAGCAACAUGGAAUGUGAAGAGUCAAUUCAGUGUCCAAUAAUGACCUCUAAUUAUGUUGCUAAUCUUACUGAUACAACAAAUGUACUUGAACAGUUUGAGACUGAGGGGAAAAAGGGACACACUUGUGGUUUGUAUGCUUCACAAAAGCUGAAAAACCAGCCACAUCCUGUAAUAACUGGGACAGAAACAUCAUCAAAGAAUGGAGAUGUGGCACGAGCACCCAUCCCUGCUCAGCAUCUGAUAUUUGAUCAUGUAAAUCCCCAUUUAAAGAAAAAUGACUUUCUGCCAAAGUAUAUCCUAAACUACUCACAACACGGGAAGACUACAGGAUUGCCACUGAUUCUUGCUGGAGAUCCUGAGAAUGUGACCAACAUUUCAUUUCCUGCUAGUAGCAACAAGUCACUUUGCUCCAGUUCUACAGAUGUAUUUUUGUGCUCACCUGCUAUCCUAGAAACAACCAGCAUUACAACCACAGUAAACAGAAAAUAUCAUGUUCAAAGGUUCAGGCAGAAGGAGAAGAUAAAAGAUGUAUGGAAAGAAGCCAGUAAUAGAAAUAAUUUGGAUGUUCAGAUGUUGGCACAGGAAAAUAAUGUGAACACAAUUGUUUGUACAUCACAUAUUCCAGGGAAGAAAAUAUGCUUUACAACUAUGUAUACAGGAGGUUUUUUCAUAUCUUCAGACAUUACUGGGCAGAGUUCAGCCCUACAGUUCAUACACUCAGGGAACACUUCAGUGAUAUCAGUUUCAUCAUUGGUUGAAAGUACACUUUUCUGUGGAAAUAAUGAUGAGAAGAUCAAGGAAUGGCAAUCGGAUAUUAACCCUUUUCAAAGAUUUCAGGACCUGCCUACCUGUACCAUGGAUAAGCCUAGAUGCCUUUGCCAUUCCUCUAAUAUGUUUUAUUGCCAUGUGUUCUGCUCUCAACACAAAGAAGUCCAUACCUUGCCUCAGUUAAGUUCUCAUGCAGGAAACUCAAAAGUCCCAAGCAUGGAUGUAUCCUUCCCAACUCUAAAUGCUGAGCCACAACUGACCUGGUGUUGCUUAAGUAAAAACCUUCCUCUUCCUAUUGAACAGAAGGAGAAGAGAGAUUCUGCUUAUUCUUCCUUGCACACCUAUAUGAAUGAAAACUUAAUUUCAAAAUGUAACCACUUCUUUUACAAAAUGAAAAAUGCCAGGAAGGCUGCUCAUGCAGGCUUUACAACUGGAAUGCCCCAAAUGGCAAUCUCCUCUGUUUCUCCAAGACAGCAGAUAGAGAAGCAGGACUUUUCAACAGCUGGAGUGGAUGGGUUGUUUAAAAACAUACCAGAGCAAGAAAAGGUGAAAGAUAAACUUCAUAAAAUGAAAGAGUUUGCAGUACCUAAAGCAAAGAAAAAACAUAAAAGGAAAAAGGUGAAGAUCAGCCCAAAACGCUAUAAAGGGGCUUGUCGACAUAGACACAUUCUGCAUAAAGCCAACAGGCCACUCAAACAACACUGGACAACUAUCAAGGUCCUGGAAUCUCCUAAAAAGCACUCUCCUCAUAUACCUGACAGUCCUCAGCACUGUAGGAAAUGCCUUUGUGAUUUACCAGCAUCUCAAGGAAUUGACCAGAAUCCACGGGAGGCUUCUUAUGCCACAACUGAAAAAUCAGGUUCUUCUGUGGAAAAGAUGAAAGAUGAUAUUCCUGUAGCUACAGGAGAACACUCAAGCAGCAGCCUCUGUUUUCAGAGAAUUCCUACAGUUCCAAAUGAACCAACAGCAAAUCAUUCCUGUCCAUUAGCCAGUAAUGCACCAUCACAAAAAAACAGAAACCAAGAUGUUUGUUGUCUAAGAAUGCUUCAGAGACAGACUCAGUCAGAUGUUAAUUCUGAUCACCAUUGGCCUUCUGCUGGGCCCCAUAACUUUGAAGCAACUCUUCUACAUAACAUUACAGGUUCACAGUUUACUAGUCCUAUGUUAAUAGGGUCAACGGUAGACUGCAAUAAUGUGAAAUUUCAAAAUGUUACUGUAUUGGAGCCCUCUAUCCACAUUACAGGAAGAAAGCAAUCCAUGGAUGAGAAUCUGUACCCAUCUUUAAAAGGAGAGCCUAUCUUCCGGAGUCCAUGUCCUGUUCAAUUCGAAUCAAGAAUGCUUAUUGAAAAAUCAGCUUCAUGUACAUCCUUAUUUGGACAAAGGCAAGUGCAGGAGGCAAACAGCUCUCCUUGCCCUGUCAGACAAGACAAGAACAGCUGCUCUGUCAACCCAGAUGAUAACCGUGAGAAGCUUUCUGAACUCUCUGAUUCUGUAGGCACCCCUGGAACGUUAUCAAAAACUUAUAAAAAGCAGAGUUUGGAAAUUGUGAACAGACUUACUCAUGUGGAAUAUGACAACACAAGCAGCAGUGAAGAUGAAGACCGACUUGUUAUAGAAAUAUCAUAAACAUACAUCUAUUGUUGAAGAUUUAACAGACAAAAAAGCAGAAUAUUCUUGGGCCAGCCCAUUAUCAGUCUGCAUUUCUGUCACAUGUUAAGAACAUAAAAGCCUUUCCUUCUCUCAGAUAAUAUUUCUGCCAAGGACUAAGGCUUAUUUACAUGUGUUAAUGCUUUUAUUGAAACAAGGCAACAGUUAAAUCAUGUUUAAAUGCUCACAGAAAAUCUAUAAUACUUCAGUUCCUAGCUUAAUCAUGUUUCUUUAUAAGUUCAACCAUUCUUUAUUCAUGCCUGUGAAGGCAGUCCACAUCUGCUAUACGUUUGGUGGGAAAGCAGUUUCUUUCCUGCUUGGAGAUGUUGAAGGAAGACAUUGCAGAUACAGUUCUUCCUUGUGAUAUUGACAGAAUUAUUCUCAGCAGUUUCAGUUUGCUUGUUUUCUGUAAUAUUUUCCAACUAUGCUUUUGCAUGAUGAGAUCAGUGACCAUUAGACAUCAUACAACUUUUCUGUAUUACACAAACAUUCUAUGCUCCCUUGUGACAGAAAACACAAGUGUGUCCUUCUGUUUUGUGCCUUUUUUGCUGAAGUCUAUUUGAUAUUUCUCUACUCCUCUGAUAGCAGUUUCAAUGCAAGUUUGUGAAAUGCCCUUUUCAGUUGUUAUUCAGGUCAAGCAGGAAAAAUAUUCAGUUUUUCCCACCCCCAAGUGAAAAUGUUGUUUGCUUCUCAAGGUUUAAAUACACAAAUAAGGUAACAAAUAACAAAAGUCUACACAGACUGCACUUUUUGUACAAGUCCAAUCUGUGCAGUAAUGCUGCAUUUGACAUCUCUUGCUGAUAUAUUCAGGGACUUAUUUUCAGUGGAUUGUUUCAAAUUUCUUUCAACAUAAACCCAUUUUGUUUGAUUAAAGUUAUGCCAGUUUUACAGCUCAGCUCUAUUGCUAUAUUAUGAAGUUUUAUAUUUCACCUUUUGUUUGGAGUUUGUAAUGCUUUUUAAUUCUGCCUUAUAAGAUGUUGAAAAUAAUUACCUUUGCUCAAAAGACAGAUUGCAAGAACAAAGUGGCAUAAGCUGUCUUAAGUCAUUAUGGGCCAUACAUAGUUUUUUAAAAAUCAGAUAGAUUUUAGGAUGUUUUAAGCAACCCCAAUAACAAAGCAGAAGGUCAUUUUCCUGCUUGAGCAUAUGCUAAGAAUAUGUAGCACUGAAAACAUCAAAACUUCUGAUCUCCCCUGUGCAGUAGUCAGAUGCCUUUCAGAUAGCUUUUCCUAUGUGGGGGCUUCUACAUGCUUUUUAUAGAAUACCGGAAGACCAAGUUGAGCCACAACUACAAUGAUGACCCUGUCUGUCCCUUUUUAUGUGAAGAUUCUACUCAAAUUAAGAAUACCCAAAUUAGAAGGGGUCACUCUGCUGAUAACAGUUUUAGCAAAUUGCUGUCACUGGUCUUGGAUUUCCUUUUUUGUAAUUAGGAUUGGACUGUUAUGCUAACAAUUGGUUACAGGUUAUGUAAUGAAAUAAAGCCAAAGCAAGCCCUAAAUGAGGCUUCUAAGGGUCUAAAUGCCCUAAAGACACCAGAGCCUAUCUGAGCUUGGCAGCUAGUCAAUCUUGGUUAGCACUUGGAUAGGAAUAUGAAAACCUGGUGCUGUAUGCUAUAUCUCACAGGAAGGAACUGGCAAAACCACCUCUGAGUAUUCUUUGCCCAAGAAAACCUUGACAUUCAAGGGGUUGUCUUAUGUCAACAGGUGACCUGAAGGCAAAUGCCCACAAGGGUAUGAUCACAGACCUCAAAGAACCAAGUCUGAUUAUUUACAUCUUCUGUGGCGAAGAAUGCACUAUGAGUACACAAUUAAUAGUAAACCUUGUGGUAAUGAAAGAACCAUUUGUUUACCUGUGAGACAGUAGCUUUCUAUGUUAGAGGGGCUGAACAUCCUUAAUGUCCCUCUCCACCUUUGGAGAAGUGGGUGGAUCAAUCCACAUUAGGAUGUGACGCCCUCUACACAGGAAAAUGGAAGGACCAGUAGAUUUUCUUGAUGAAUUUGCCAAAACCUUAGUCUUUUUCUCUGUGAAAUACUUUGUAUUUAAUUAAAAUGUUUUAGUAAUUCUAAUUGCUCACAAUUGUGCAAACAAGAGAAUUCUUUUGGUGGGCAGGGUACAUACACUGAUACUUUCAAAAUGUUUAAUUCACUCCUUAACCCUAGGGUAACAUGAAACUAUUCUGAUUGGUUUGAAAUUGCAUCCUGUGCUUUUCAUGCUUUAUUGGAUCAGUGUAGAGAACGUAGCACCACAGCUGUACAGAAUGGGAUAGUGGGUAAUGCGAAGUUUUCCUCCCUUAAGAUGUCACAGACAAGCCUCAUUCAGCUUCUACUUAGCUUUUCAGUUAAAGACUCUAUGUAGUUGUAUAGGGCUCAAAAUCAGGCAGUAGACCUGAACAAGCUAGUCCAAAGAGGCUAAACAGACCAGUGUUAUACAACAGUGUGCUGCUACAUCGUUCUCAUGCUGCACACCCAACUGCAUGGUGAGGGGGGGGGCAUUAUGGUACUCUGUUGGCCCAGCGUUUAAACAGCACUAAAAGAAGUAGCAUUUUACCGUUCCUUUUAGUGCCAGCAAACUGCCUGAUCAGUCAUGAUGUGUAGUUGUUGUGGCCCUGAUCUGGCUCUGAAAGGGGUGACGGAAAGCUGUUCCAAAGGGGCGGUCUAUUUAGCCCCUAUGUGUUAAUGAACUUUGGUUAUUGAGUAAAAGGUGAACCAGCAAAUCUAGGAGCAGAAGGGCUGACUACAAGCUACAGAUCAUAGGAGUAAAGAUGCAGCUCUCAGAAGAGCAGUCCUCUGAUAGCUCUAAGGUGGCAGCAUAAGGAAAGGAAUCCUUCAGAGAUUUCCAGUGGCUUUUGAGGCCAAGCAGAUUCCCUGCAGCUCAGACACCUAAAGAAAACACAUGAAGCCGCAGGAACAAGGGUAGUGCAACUCCUCUUUCCAAGAUCCCGUGCCCCAAUCCAAUAGCACUUUUAAAAAUCCAUGAUGCAGGAAU